Clupea harengus (Atlantic herring) is the source of this 2220-nucleotide messenger RNA. RefSeq names its product zinc finger protein 501-like. Gene Ontology annotation, biological process: negative regulation of transcription by RNA polymerase II; regulation of cytokine production; regulation of immune system process. The record is from RefSeq and is a predicted model, not a curated record. Gene Ontology annotation, molecular function: DNA-binding transcription repressor activity, RNA polymerase II-specific; RNA polymerase II cis-regulatory region sequence-specific DNA binding. The transcript is spliced from 4 exons. NCBI's taxonomy places the organism in Eukaryota, Metazoa, Chordata, Actinopteri, Clupeiformes, Clupeidae. The coding region runs from base 102 to 1370 and encodes 422 amino acids. Gene Ontology annotation, cellular component: nucleoplasm.
AGAUAAAAGAAGAAGAAUUUGAUGAUUUCCUACAAGAGGAUCUGUCUACAUGUAAGACAGUGGAAGAAAAGCCUGGACUGGAAUAUGAAUGCAAGGCCGAAAUGUACACGUCUACCAUCAUGACCUUGAAAGAAGAAAACUGUUCACCAAUGGAAAUCAAAGAGGAAGAAGAAUUUGAUUCAAGAGAAUAUGGUGACUUCGCCUCUUCACCUACAAGACACAGUCAAAGGAUCCAAGCUAACAAAAGUGGAAACUCUGAGGAAAAAAGAAACAAAGAGAGACGCCAAAAACGCCCCCAGUGCAGAAAGACUUCAUACCAGGAAUCACAUCAGCGACUGGACACCAGGAAGGAACAACAUGAAUGCUCCCAGUGUUUCAAAACAUUUGCUAGACGUUCCGAUCUUGCAAUUCAUCAACAAAUACACACAGGAGAAAAGCCCCAUCAGUGCAGUACAUGUGGGAGAGCCUUUAGUGUAAUGUCUACUCUCAAGACACACCAGAGGAUCCAUACUGGGGAAAAGCCACACCAGUGCAGUACAUGUGGGAAGGCCUUUAGUCAAAUGUCUACUCUCAAGACACACCAGAGGAUCCAUACUGGGGAAAAGCCACACCAGUGCAGUACAUGUGGGAAGGCCUUUAGUAACAAGACUCAACUCAAGACACACCAGAGGAUCCAUACUGGGGAAAAGCCCCAUCAAUGCAGUACAUGUGGAAAGGCCUUUACUCAAAUAUCUAAUCUCAAGACACACCAGAAGAUCCAUACUGGAGAAAAGCCACACCAGUGCAGUACAUGUGGGAAGGCCUUUAGUUCAAUGUCUGAUCUCAAGAAACACCAGAGGAUCCAUAGUGGGGAAAAGCCUUAUCAGUGUUCUCAAUGUGGAAAGGCCUUUAGUCGAAUGUCUGCUCUCAAGACACAUCAGAGGAUCCAUACUGGAGGAAAGCCACAUCAGUGUUCUCAGUGUGGAAAGAACUUCAAUUACAUAUCUCAUCUCAAGAUACACCAGAGGAUCCAUACUGGGGAAAUGCCUUAUCAGUGUCCUCAGUGUGGAAAGGCCUUUAAUGUCAUAUCUAACCUCAAAGCACACCAGAGGAUCCAUACUGGGGAAAGGCCUUACCAGUGUUCUCAUUGUAGAAAGAUCUUUACGACAACGAAUCAUCUCAAGAGACACGAGAGGAUCCAUACUGGUGAAAAGGCAUAUCAGUGCACUACUUGUGGGAAGAGUUUCUGGAGUACCUCAGAUCUCAUCAGCCAUCAGAUGACACAUACAGGAGAAAAGCCCUAUCAGUGUUCUGAGUGUGGAAAGGCCUUUAAUCACAUAUCUAAUCUCAAGAGACACAAGAGGAUCCACACUACUGAUGUGCUGCCCUGAUAUUACAUAAUGAAGUAUCAUUUCUGUAAAUGAGUUUUAUUAAAUUAGUUUUAAACAGCGGUGAGGUGCAUGAUGCAGCAUCAUUUCUUUAUGUCUGAAGCAUGUGUUGGGGUAGAGAUCGAAACCAAAGUUUGUCAAGUUUGUAUGCAAACUACAAUCUAUAAGCUUACUAGCCCAUGGACAAAAAAAAGUUGUGUAUGUGUAAAUAAACCUGAAACAGUUUAAGUAUGUGAUGGAUGUCGGGGGGGGGGGGGAUGUGUUCUCGUUGUCAAUAUGCCUUUAAAGCAGACUCUGCACUCACUGUAGUAAUGGGGUAGUGGAGGAUGAGUUUCUUUUCCUGAUGGAAUGUAAUAAGAACAACCACAUCAGUGAGACCUACUUCUCAAUAACAGAAGAUAUUUGCUCUUGGUUUAGAAAAAUAAAAAAAGAGAAGAAAAAUGAUCAUUCCUCCUAGGUGAAAUAGCUGUACAGUACAUGCAUACACCUAACCUCACAUUAUCCACAUUCCUGCCAUAUAUUGAUAAAUAAUUCAUAUAUAGGGUUAAUAGUCGGAUUACAGUAGUGGGAGCACUUCUAUAUUGUACAUCUAUAUGGAUUGGGAUAGGUUGUUGGGUAUAUUUGGGAGAGACUAUAAACUGUCAUAUAUAUUCUCACAAGAAAAUACUAUAUAUUACACUGAAAUGAAUUCACAGUGAGUACAGAAGGCAAGAAAAAAGUAUGAAUGCUUGAAAUACAGGGACAGGUAUUUGCUUUUGUAUUUGGUGAUUUUGGAGAGGUUAUGAGACACUUGGAGACGUCUAAAGAGGUUAUAAGACACUUGGAGAUGUCUAAAGACAACAUAUGGAAACUA